AUGGCGUCCUCAGCAGAUGUGUAUGUCUUUGGCGAUCAGAGCACUCCCGUUCUUGAUAAACUGCAAGCUCUUGUACGCGUGAAAGAUAACGCGCUUUUGACUUCUUUUCUUGGCGAGGCGUUUUUGGCCGUGCGACGCGAGAUUGUUUCGCUCUCGUCUUUGGAGAGGAAAUCGAUUCCCGAAGCUGAGAGUUUGAGUUUGCUUUUGGAGGGCGUUCGGAGGAGCGAACCUCAUGCGGCGCUGGAUAGUGCUUUUGUUUGCAUUAAUGAGAUCGGAUACUAUAUUGACUAUUUGGCCCGUUCGGAUAAACAACAUCCAUCGGCAUCUCCAUCUCUUCUCCUCGGUAUUUGUACCGGCAGCAUUGCAGCAGCAGCUGUCAGCUGCGCCAAAGAUGUUUUCGAUAUCUUAAGACUGGGCGUCGAGGCUGCUACUGUCGCUUUCCGACUUGGCAUGCACGUUCGCAGAAGAGCCGAGAACCUUGGGUACUCGACACCUUCAAGUUGGUCUAUGAUUCUGUCAUCGAAUCAGGAAGAGCUUGUGUCAAAAGCUUUACAAGAAUUCUCCAAGGACAAGAAUCUUACAUCUAGCACACGCCCCUACAUCAGCGCCGUCGGUCCUGGUUUCACAACAAUCAGCGGUCCCCCAUCUAUUCUUGAGUCACUGAAGGCUAGCGAUGCUUUCUCUGGGAAGAGGUUGUAUCCGGCUCCCAUCUAUGGUCCCUACCAUAACUCUUCAGCAUACUCCGACGCCAGCCUCGAAGAUGCCCUCGAGUCAAUCCUCGAAGACGUUGAAUUCCUUGAGAACAAGAUGCUCAUCCCCAUUAUCUCAUGCGCCUCAGGAGCUUGUUUAGAUCAGUUGUCUUUGGGAGCCCUCCUCACUGAAGUUUUGAGCAGCGCUCUUUCUCAGCAAAUCCGCAUGGACCUCGUAACUGACGCUCUACUUGAAACCAUUUCUGGUACCGAGGCUACCUUGAUACCGAUCAAUGCGCAAACCACUGUUUGUAGUCUUUCUGACUGGCUGGCCAAGCGAGGAACCACAACACGUAUUGGACCAACCCUGGAGAGCCUGACCAAAGAUCGUACACAGCCUCACGUUGCUCCCGGCGACGAGAACAAGAUUGCGAUCAUCGGCUUCAGCGGACGAUUCCCCGAAGCUGACAACCUCGAUGAAUUCUGGGAUCUUCUAAUCCGCGGACUCGACGUCCACAAACCAGUCCCAGAAGAGCGCUUCGCUCGCGAUCACUACGACCCCACUGGCCAGCGCAAGAACACCAGCCAAGUCCAGUAUGGCUGUUGGUUAAAGUCAGCAGGCUACUUCGACACUCAGUUCUUCCACAUGUCGCCCAAGGAAGCCAUGCAGACCGAUCCAGCACAGCGACUUGCCCUCCUCACAGCCUACGAAGCUCUCGAGAUGGCUGGAGUAGUACCUGACCGAACUCCCUCAACCCAGCGAAACCGUGUCGGCGUUUAUUACGGUACUACGAGUAACGAUUGGGGUGAGGUCAACUCCUCGCAGGAUGUUGAUACUUAUUACAUUCCUGGAGCGAACCGUGCAUUUAUCCCUGGCAGGGUCAACUACUUUUUCAAGUUCACGGGCCCAAGUAUCGCUGUUGACACUGCUUGCUCUUCCAGUCUCGCUGCUAUAAAUCUUGCGAUUACGUCGUUGAAGAAUCGGGACUGUGAUACUGCGAUUGCUGGUGGGACGAACGUCAUGACGAACCCGGAUAACUUUGCAGGCCUCGAUCGAGGGCACUUCCUUUCUCGUACAGGCAACUGCAAGGCCUUCGAUGACGGAGCAGACGGUUACUGCCGAGCUGAUGGAAUCGGCACCCUCAUCCUUAAGCGCCUUCCAGAUGCCAUCGCAGACAGUGAUCCUAUCUUUGGAGUCAUCCUGGGAGCUCACACCAACCACUCAGCAGAGUCCGUUUCCAUCACCCGACCUCUCGCAGACGCUCAAGAGUAUCUCUUCAAGAAGCUCCUCAACGAGACUGGCCUUCACCCUCACGAUGUCAGCUACGUCGAGAUGCACGGCACAGGAACUCAAGCCGGCGAUGCAGUCGAGAUGCGCUCAGUUCUCAACUCAUUCGCCUUCGAUCACAGCCGCCCACGAGACAAGAGCUUAUAUCUAGGCUCAGUCAAAGCCAACGUCGGACACGCUGAAUCAGCGUCUGGAGUCCUUGCCAUCAUAAAGGUGCUGCUCAUGAUGCAGAAGAACACGAUUCCUCCACACUGCGGCAUCAAGACCAAGAUCAACCAGGGUUUCCCCAAGGACCUGGAUCAUCGUGGUGUGCGCAUUGCACUGAAGGAUAGUGUAGAUUGGACUCGGCCUGACGGUGGGAAGCGCAGAGUGUUGGUAAAUAACUUCUCUGCUGCUGGAGGCAACACUUCUCUGCUGCUUGAGGAUGGCCCCGCUGUUCAUCCAGCUCGACAACAUCAAGAUGGCGACGCUCGAACAGAGCAUGUGGUAGCUGUUUCAGCACGGUCUACAAAGGCUUUGGAGGAGAAUCUGAAGGCUCUUGAGGCUUUCAUUGCCAACUCUUGGGCUCCGGAGGGUGAGCUUCUUUCUCAGCUCUCGUACACGACUACUGCUCGACGUGUGCAUCACAGUCGGCGUGUUGCGUUCGUCACAAAUGGUCUUGACGAUUUGAGAAAGUCUCUCCUCAAGGCUGCCGCCGCCGCUGGACAGGUCAAGGGCAUUCCCGCAGUGUCACCCAAGGUCGGGUUCCUGUUCACUGGACAGGGAGCGCAGGAGACUGCCAUGGCCAAUGGGUACUACAAGAGCUUUUCGUCCUUCCGAUCUGACAUUCACCAACUUGACUCUAUCGCAACUCUUCAGGGUCUUCCAUCUGUGCUUCCACUCAUUCACGGCACGACCCCCGUUGAGGAUCUCUCUGCUGUUGUUGUGCAGCUCGGAACCUGUAUCAUCCAGAUUGCACUCGCGCGUUUCUGGAACAGCCUUGGUAUCACUCCCCAGUACGUCAUUGGCCACAGUCUGGGUGAGUAUGCUGCUCUCCAGAUCGCAGGUGUUCUCAGCGUCAACGAUGCCAUCUUCCUCUGUGGACACAGAGCAGCACUUCUGGAUAAGAAGUGCACUGCCUAUACCCACGGAAUGGUCGCUAUCAAAGCUGCGGCUGAUGACCUGAGGCAGCACAUCUCAUCUGACUUGAAGGUUGAGAUUGCUUGUGUCAACGGUACCGAAGAUACUGUCCUCAGCGGUCCCAAUACGGACAUCGAGUCUCUUUGCGCAAAGUUGACACAGGCUGGCUACAAGCUUCAUAAGCUGGAGAUUCCGUUUGCCUUCCACUCAUCUCAGGUCGAUCCCAUUCUCGAUGAUCUCGAAGAACUGGCUUCUCAGGUCGAGUUUCACGAGCCUAAGCUUCCUAUCGUCUCGCCUCUUCUGUGCAAGCUACUCACUGGUGACACUCUUGGUCCCCAAUACAUCAAACGUCACUGCCGUGAGACGGUCAACUUCCUCGGUGCUAUCGAGAUGGCUGAGGCACAAGGCACCAUGGACCGAAGCGGCAUGUGCAUAGAAAUUGGAGCCCACCCCAUCCUCACGCGAAUGGUCAAGUCGAUCAUCGGCCAAGACUUCCGAUGUCUUGCUUCUCUGCGUCGCAAGGAGGACCACUUCAAGACCCUUGCGGAUUCCCUUUGCGCUCUGCACCUUGCUGGCUUUUCUGUCAACUGGGAUGAGUAUCAUCGUGACUUUGCUUCUUCUCGCAAUGUCCUUCAGCUUCCCAAGUAUCGCUGGCAGCUUGCGAACUACUGGAUGCAGUACAAGUACAGCUGGUGCCUUACCAAGGGUGACGUUCCUGUUGAGACCGCUCAAGUCGGUGCAGUUGUGCAGACGAGGGCACUGAGGCUCAGUGAUUCUGUGCAUAAUAUCAUUGAGCAGGUUCAUGGGGACAAGAGAAGCUCUAUCACGGUUGAGUCUGAUAUGCAUGACCCGUCUCUCUUGACCAUUGCGCAAAACCAUCGUGUCAACAAUUUGACUAUGGCACCUUCGACUCUCUUCGCCGACAUCGCAUUCACCCUCGCCAAGCACCUCAUCGAGAACCGUGGCCUCGAUACACAGACUAACCUACCUUCCAUCAACAACAUGGCUGUCGAAAAGGCUCUCAUCGUUGGAGAGACUGGCCCCCAGCUGUUCCGGGCAUCGCUCGAUAUAGAUUGGACUUCCAUGCACGGUUCAGUUCGCAUCUUCAGUGUCAAUGCAAGCGGAAAGCAGACUACUCUCCACGCAGUCUGUGAUGUAGCGGUCGAGAACCCGAGCACCCACCGCGAAAGCUGGCAGAGUCACGCGUACCUCAUACAGCGAGGUAUCACGCAGCUUAUCAAAGGUGCUGGUGAUGGUUCUGCCCAUAUGAUGCGUCGUGGUCUCUUGUACAAGAUCUUCUCCAACUCAGUUCAAUACGGAUCUGCGUUCCAAGGCAUCGAGCAGGUUUGGUUCGACAGUGAAGGCCUCGAAGGAACCGGCAAGGUCUUGAUGCCCUCUGGCAAGGACACCUUUGCGCUCAACCCAUACUGCUGCGACAGUCUGGGUCACAUCACUGGCUUCAUCAUGAACUGCAGUGAUAGCUUGGAUCUUGAUGAUCACGUCUACAUCAACCAUGGCUGGCGGACUCUACGCUUGGUUGAGCCUUAUCAGUGUGAUGUGCAGUAUCAGACGUACGUCAAGAUGCAGGCUGUCGGGUCGGAUGAUUCGACUUACAGUGGCGAUGUCCAUGUUCUCCGUGAUGGUAGGAUCAUCGGCAUCUGUGGUGGUGUUACUUUCAAGAAGGUCGCGCGUAAGGUACUAGAGAUGCUUCUUCCAAAGCCGUCUGGUGCGAAGGCCAAGCAUGGUGCUGUUAAGCACGCUGCUCCCGAGCCCGUUAAGCAUGUCGUUCUCACUCCCCCGUCCACCGCCAACCAUAGUGUUGGCACGAUAUCGCCUCCCGAGCCUACAGAGUCACCCGUAGCGUCUAGUUCUGGUCUUGUUCAGAAGGCUCUCGAGAUCAUUGCCGAUGAGAUCGGCGUCGACAUAUCUCAGCUCACUGACUCUACACUCUUGGCUGACUUGGGUGUCGAUUCACUCAUGUCACUGACAAUUCUGGGCAACUUCCGAGAGGAACUCGACUUGGACAUUCCAGCAGCGCAGUUCUACGAGUUCACAACAGUUCAGGACCUCAAGUCCUUCCUUGGAGCCAACGACCAAGACUUCUCUAGUUCUAACUCUGAGGCAGAAAGUUCUGCGUCUAGCGCUGCUUCAACAUCCCCCAGUGAUCACGGUGAUGAUGUGGUUGAAGAGGUCAAGCCUGUCGUGGCUGAAAUCCCUCGCUCAACCUCUACGAUCUUGCAGGGCACCAAGCACUGUUCCCGAACACUCUUCUUGUUCCCCGACGGUGCUGGCUCAGCAACUUCUUAUGUCACUCUCCCGUCCAUCUCGCCUGACAUGAGAGUCAUUGGACUCAACAGCCCUUACCUCACCAAGCCGCAUGAGUUCAACUGUGCUCUCCAGGACAUCACAGGCUCCUACCUGAACGAAGUGCGUCGUCGCCAGCCUUCAGGCCCUUACCAUCUUGCCGGUUGGUCAGCAGGAGGAGUAUCAGCAUUCGAUGCCGCUCGACAGCUUGUGUCAGAGGGAGAGGUUGUCGAGAGUCUCAUCCUGAUUGACUCCCCCAACCCCGUCGGUCUCGGUAAGCUGCCAAAGCGUAUGUACGACUUCCUCGAAAAGUCGGGUAUCUUUGGUGCUUUCGAGAUGGGCGAGGAAGCCCAGGCGCCGCCAGAUUGGCUCUUCCAGCACUUCUGUGUCUUCAUCGAGGCUUUGGAUAGGUAUGUUCCUGAGCCAUUCGAGCGUGGCAUGGCACCCAAGACGACCAUCAUCUGGGCUGCCGACGGCGUGUGCAAGAACCCUGAUGAUCCCCGUCCCGAGGCACAGGCAGAUGAUCCUCGGGGUAUGAACUGGCUCUUGAAUAACAGGGAGGACUUUGGGCCGAAUGGUUGGGAUGAGUUUAUUGGUGCUGGAAACAUCAGCACAAUGGCGAUUGAGAAUGCCAACCACUUUACUAUGAUGAGGGAGCCAAUUGCGUCUGCUCUCUGUGCGAAGAUCCGGGACGCGAUGGGGGUAAAUUGA
Messenger RNA from Fusarium subglutinans, 6111 nucleotides. RefSeq names its product polyketide synthase. Bases 1 to 6111 code for a protein of 2036 amino acids. Lineage: Eukaryota; Fungi; Ascomycota; Sordariomycetes; Hypocreales; Nectriaceae. Gene Ontology annotation, biological process: secondary metabolite biosynthetic process; fatty acid biosynthetic process. The transcript has 4 exons. Gene Ontology annotation, molecular function: phosphopantetheine binding; 3-oxoacyl-[acyl-carrier-protein] synthase activity; fatty acid synthase activity. The record is from RefSeq and is a predicted model, not a curated record.